UUGAGCGCGGGAAGAUGGCGGCGUCCAGGUGGCGAUCUUGAAGCGAUCGGAUCGGUAUGGCGUUGGCGUCGGGGUCAGCAAGGCUGGCGCUUGCUCGCCCCGGGCGGCUAGGUCUUGGGAGCUGCGGGGCCCCAAGACGCGGGGCGUAUGAGUGGGGCGUGCGCUCCACGCGGAAGCCCGAGCCUCCUCCCCCGGACAGGGUGUACGAGAUUCCUGGACUGGAGCCCAUCACCUACGCGGGGAAGAUGCACUUUAUGCCCGGUCUGGCGCGGCCAGUCUUCCCGCCCUGGGACCCUGGCUGGACGCCCCCGAAGUUCCGCCGCUUGCCCCCGCUUCACGAGCACCCGCUGUACAAAGACCAGGCCUGCUACGUCUUCCACCAGCGUUGCCGCCUCCUCGAGGGUGUAAAGCAGGCUCUCUGGCUUACCAAGACCAAGUUAAUAGAAGGCCUUCCUGAGAAAGUGCUUAGCCUUGCUGACGAUCCAAGGAACCACAUAGAGAACCAAGAUGAAUGUGUUCUGAAUGUGAUCUUUCACGCUCGUCUCUGGCACUCUACUGAAGACAUCCCCAAGAGAGAGACCUACUGCCCAGUCAUUGUGGACAGUCUGAUACAGCUGUGUAAAUCCAGUCUCAAGCAUCCUUCUCUGGCCAGACGGAUCUGUGCCCAAAACAACACGUUAUCCACCACCUGGAAUCGAGGGUCUACUCUUAUUCAGGUCCAUGGUUCCAGUGGAGCCCAACUGAAUGCCAAGGAUCCUCUGCCCCCCAUAGCCUCCCGAGAGGAAGUAGAAGCUACUAAGAAUCAUGUUCUUGAGACCUUCUAUCCCAUAUCUCCCACUGUGGGUCUUCAGGAGUGCAAUGUUUAUGAUGUGAACGAUGACACAGGAUUCCGAGAGGGUUAUCCGUACCCCUAUCCCCACACCCUGUAUUUGCUGGAGUCAGCCAAUUUACGACCACACCGCUUUCAACCAGAUCAGCUGCGGGCCAAGAUGAUCCUGUUUGCCUUUGGCAAUGCCCUGGCUCAGGCUCGGCUCCUCUAUGGGAACGACACUAAGGUUUUGGAGCAGCCAGUAGUUGUGCAAAGUGUGGGCACUGAUGGACGUGUCUUCCAGUUCCUGGUGCUACAGCUGAACACCACAGAUCUGGCCUCUGAUGAGGGUGUCAAGAAUCUAGUCUGGCUAGACUCGGAUCAGCUCCUCUAUGCGCAUUUUUGGUGUCUCCCGGUGGUCAGAAGGAAGGCAGUUGUGGAACCUGUUGGGCCGACUGGUUUCCAGCCAGAGACAUUCAGGAAGUUUUUAGCUCUGUAUUUGCACGGUGCUGUGUGAGCCAAGGACCGUUCUGAGGCCUGGAGCUCCCUGUGCCCCUCUCCCCCUGAGGGUCCUGGGGCCUGGGUGGGGCCUGGGGCCUGCUCGGAGCCCAGUGCUCCUUUGGCUGGUGGUCUCGCUGACAAUAAAGAGCCCUUCCGGUGCA
Messenger RNA from Balaenoptera musculus (blue whale), 1470 nucleotides. RefSeq names its product mitochondrial ribosomal protein L37 (gene MRPL37). Lineage: Eukaryota; Metazoa; Chordata; Mammalia; Artiodactyla; Balaenopteridae. Gene Ontology annotation, cellular component: ribosome; mitochondrion. The record is from RefSeq and is a predicted model, not a curated record. Gene Ontology annotation, biological process: translation. Gene Ontology annotation, molecular function: structural constituent of ribosome.